This is a messenger RNA of Camarhynchus parvulus, 4179 nucleotides long. It is a transcript of the gene KCTD20, whose product is annotated as potassium channel tetramerization domain containing 20. Gene Ontology annotation, cellular component: cytoplasm. Lineage: Eukaryota; Metazoa; Chordata; Aves; Passeriformes; Thraupidae. Gene Ontology annotation, biological process: positive regulation of phosphorylation. The record is from RefSeq and is a predicted model, not a curated record. Gene Ontology annotation, molecular function: protein binding. The transcript is spliced from 8 exons. The coding region runs from base 79 to 1392 and encodes 437 amino acids.
CGAAGCUUUGCUGUGCCUAGUGCUUCCCUCUGCUCCAGGAGGAUUUCGGGGUCGUGGUGCAGGGAGCAUCCAGCACGGAUGAGCCGGCACUCUUCUCUUAGGAAACGCCACCAACUCCUCACGGCACGGAGGCCCAGCAUGAAUGGGAACUGUGCUGGGGGCACAGACUGGUUGAGAAAUCAGGAGUCCAGUUGUCCUGUGGAAAACAGAACUGUAGCAGCCCAUGAGUCAGAAGAAAGUUCUGUGGUGUUAGGAGGUCACAGCCCUGCAGUUCCCAGGACUGAGGGUUUGGAUUCUGAAUGCCGACACAACACUUGCUCAGUAAAUCCCCAGAUCUGUAGCAUGCUGUCUGCUCCUGAAGAACCUCACAACUGCCAUAUCCCAGAUGGAAAUAAGAGACAGCUGGAAUAUUUUAAUACCCAGGAACGCCAUGGAUGCUGUGCAUUGUCUUCAAACAGCAGUUCCCAGACAGUAGCUCCAGAGAAAGUGACCCUGGUGGUGGAUGGCACCCGCUUUGCAGUGAAUCCUCAGAUCUUCACUGCUCACCCUGACACCAUGCUGGGAAGAAUGUUUGGGCCAGGCAGAGAAUACAAUUUCACCCGGCCAAACGAGAAGGGCGAGUACGAGAUCGCAGAAGGGAUCAGCUCAGCCGUGUUCCGCACCGUGCUGGAUUAUUACAAAACCGGAAUCAUUAACUGCCCUGAUGGGAUUUCUAUCCCAGACCUUCGAGACACAUGUGAUUACCUCUGCAUAAACUUUGAUUUCAACACAAUCAAAUGUCAAGAUUUAAGUGCUCUGUUACACGAGCUCUCCAACGAUGGGGCUCACAAGCAGUUUGACAGCUACCUGGAGGAGCUGAUCCUGCCCAUCAUGGUGGACAGCGCGCGGAAGGGCGAGCGGGAGUGUCACAUCGUCGUGCUGACCGACGAGGACACCGUGGACUGGGAUGAGGAUCAUCCACCUCCCAUGGGAGAGGAGUAUUCACAAAUCCUUUACAGUUCCAAGCUGUACAGAUUCUUCAAGUACAUUGAGAACCGGGACGUGGCAAAAGCUGUGUUGAAGGAACGGGGCCUGAAGAACAUUCGCAUUGGCAUCGAAGGGUACCCCACGUGCAAGGAGAAGGUGAAGAGGAGACCUGGUGGCCGCUCUGAGGUGAUCUACAACUACGUGCAGCGUCCCUUCAUCCAGAUGUCCUGGGAGAAGGAGGAGGGCAAGAGCCGCCACGUGGAUUUCCAGUGUGUUCGCAGCAAAUCCCUGACAAACCUGGUCACGGUGGGGGAUGAUGUCUCAGAGGACCACGAGGUUAUCAUGCAUCACCCCCCCCAAGUGGAUGAACUGGACAGGCUGAACGCCCCCUUCUCCCAAAUGGUUGUUAAUGAUCUACCGGAUUAGUGUGGCUCAGGGUGGAGAAUCCUGCUGGAGGUGGGAGAUUCUCACCACGGUUUCAUCCCAGGUGAUGGGACACAGACUCCUGCCAGGUGUUUUAUCCUCGUUCAUGCUCUUACUACGUUGUCAUAUUUCAAGCAUGUUAAUAAAGAGCCACACUCCAUAGUCUUAAUUGUGCAAUCAAAAGCAACGUCUGCUCAGACAAAAAGAAAUGACCUGUUGUUUCUACUACAAAGGCUUCCGGAUUGUGGGUGCUGAAUAUUUUAUCUAAACUUCUGAAAGAAGAGCACAAGUGUGGAAAUGUCUUGUGGGACAUGAGAGAGGAAAUUCUGGGCCUGUCAAGACAAAGCUUUCCUUUGCCAUUAGGCACAGCUUUGUUUUUGUGAGUUACAGAGGAGUGAACAUCAAAGCAGGACAGACGAUAUUCUAUAUCAACCAGCAGAAAUGUAGCACAGUGUGGCAGCAAAGCCUGAGCAUGGAGGAAUCUGUUUGCACUGCCACCUGGCUUUGGAUCCAGCGUGGUGUACUGCUGCCCUAGGAAGGAGGAACCAGUUCCAUAGGAAGCAUAUUCACAGGAGUUCCCCAUCUGUACUUCUCUGUGAGAUGGAAUCAUUGUUUUUAGGGAUGUUUUCUGUUAAGUUCAGUAAAAUGAGUAGAUCAUGCUGAAGGAAAAUCCAAAAAAGACUGUAGCUGAUAUUUUAUCAAUAAAAUAAAUCUGUUAAUAGCCACAUAGAUGUAAGAAGCUUUCUAGAGGUAACUGUGCAUACUGAAGACUUUGAGUUGUCUUCUCCAUCCCCCUGCUAAGACAAACAAAGCCAGUGGAGGAGCUCCCAGUUUACUACCUGAGUAAAAUCCUUGUUCUCAUCAACCUUAGUCAGAAUUGCUGUAGACUCUCCAAGGAGCUGCUGCAGUAGCUUUAAAAAGUCACCUACUUUCUUCCCAAUUUGGAACUGACUGGGCCAUUUUUCUGUCAGACACGUAAGAAAUACCAAUAGUAAACCAGCCCUAAGAAGAGAAAAAUGGACAUACGUGGGAACAACUCCUUUGCUGCUCUGAGUGCGUUAUCCUGAUCUAUGUCAGGCUCUGGGAAUUAAGAACAGGCACACUCCAGACUGGUUUAGCUCAGGUGGAUUGGAGUCCUGCUCCUGCAGCACUGAGUUCGCUGUGGGAGUUCCAUGGAGGAAUUCCCUGUAGGAGCUGGUUUAACCCCUAAUGAGCACACAGUGAGUUCUGCACUGCCCCAGCUCAGCUGAGGGUACCCAGAACUGAGCUGCCUCCCAAAGCCAUCCCUUCUGAGGCUAUGUAAAGGCUCUAUGUCCCCAAACCAGAGUUCUAAACAUGGUGCUGGUGCAAAGAAAAGCUGAAACCAUUCAAGAAGGAAAGGGACAGAGUUCCUCACAAAGCUGGGCAGGUCAGUGCUGCUCUGGCAAAGGUGUUGAAACCUGCAUUUCAUGGGUGUUACCUGGUCAGACUUGGCAAAAUUGAGAUGUAGGUAUCAGUCUGGCCCUAGAAAGUUUAAUCUUUUUUUUGCCAGGUUGCAACAUCAAGCAAAUUUGUAUUGUUCUCCUUCUGACUGCCAAGUGCAUGGUGAAUUGAGCAGUGAAGUUUGCUGCUGGUUGCUGCCAAGGUGUUUGUGGUUUUCAGUGCAAGUAACAUAACAAGAUCAAGCAGAAGUUUUUAGUUGCAAGUAACAAAUCUCCGCCAAGGCACAUUUUAGUUUCCAUUAGUACGGAUACAAGUUCCAUUCUCUCAGUUUCCAUUCUUAGCUUCUUUCCCAAAUGCAGCAAAUAGAUUUCUUCUAAAAAGAAGUGCCUACGGGAAGAUUUCAAGAGUCCUAGGUGUUCAGAUGCCUAAAUUUCUCUUGACUACUUUUGAAAACUCCUCCCUGUGUGUCAUUGGGUCAGUAGAGAGAAGCGUCCUUUGGUGCCUGCACAGAGCUGGGGUGAUGUGCACACACUCAUUAUUGCUCCAGAUGAAUUAUUUAUGUGGUAGAGAAAAGAAGACACAUGGACCAUGAACCUCCACCAGGGGCCAGACCAACCCCAGUCCUUGCCUUGGUAUGAGCUGUUCCUCAGGACAACAGAAGCACUGGUGAGCCCAGCAGUGGUGGAACUUGUCCCUGGGCCCUGAGUGCCCAGCAGUGAUGUCCCCCAGGCUCUGUGAUUGUUUUCCAGUGUGGAUUUAUUUCCCCAGCAGUAUCAGGUCUAAGUAAAUGAGUGUUGGUAUUGCCCAGCUGAGCUGGAAUUGGAGGUUCCACACGUUCUGCUCUAAGGACUGAAGUGUGGGUGUUGUUUCAAGACUGUGUCAAGGCAUCAGGUGCUGAGAAUUGCACCUCAGCAGCACCUUUUGGAAUCUGGCAGCUAAAGGACCAUAUCCAACCAAACCAAAUCCCACCCAGUGUGUCCCUGAGCCCAGGGGCAGCUCAGCCUCUGCAAGGAUUCAGGCAGUUCAUUGAACUGCACCAGGCCCUCUUGGGAGUUACAGACUGUCAGUGCCUGUAGGAAUUUUGAGGUUCCCUGUGCAAUCAACUGGACCUUCAGCAUGGGGUGCACAUUAUCCAGCUCCCAUAUUUCCAUGCAGAUUUUACCACUUACCCACUGUAGUUUAUUGGCUUUCCCAAGUAAUUAUUCAUUCUGGAUUUUAAAUUUCGUUAGUAGAGUGGGUUCCAUUGGAACACUGAACCAAAUUUUAAAAGUGUUUGCUUUUCCUCCUCGCACAGUCACCUACUUCAAGUACAAGGUCAACUUUUGUCUUACUCUGGAUGUACUGAAGUGCUCCUGUGCUGUGUAUGGA